Molecule: messenger RNA, 5661 nt
Organism: Ostrinia furnacalis (Asian corn borer)
Lineage: Eukaryota; Metazoa; Arthropoda; Insecta; Lepidoptera; Crambidae
Gene: ClC-a
Product: chloride channel protein 2
Exons: 18
Coding region: 28-2151 (707 amino acids)
Biological process (GO): chloride transport; transmembrane transport
Cellular component (GO): plasma membrane
Molecular function (GO): voltage-gated chloride channel activity
Source: RefSeq, a predicted model, not a curated record
CACGCCAACGAGUCCAGGACUACGGAAAUGCUGGCUGCUGCCUGCGCUGUGGGAGUGGCUUCCUGCUUCGCGGCGCCUGUCGGAGGUGUUCUGUUUUCGAUUGAAGUCACAACAACGUACUUCGCAGUGAGGAACUACUGGAGAGGAUUCUUCGCGGCGUGUUGCAGUGCUAUUAUGUUCCGGCUGCUGUCGGUGUGGGCGGGGCAGAUGCCGACGGUGAAGCCGCUGUUCCCCACCAACCUGCCGCAGGACUUCCCAUUCGACCCCCAGGAGUUCGCCGUCUUCGUCCUGCUCGGCAUUGUCUGCGGUCUUCUGGCGGCGCUGUGGGUGUGGCUGCACCGGCAGUACGUGCUGUUCAUGCGAAACACGCCUACGCUCAGCAACUUCCUGCAGAAGAACCGGUUCAUCUACCCGGGCUUCAUGACGCUGGUGGUGAUGUCCAUCCUGUUCCCGCCCGGCAUCGGCAAAUACAUGGCGGCCGACCUCGGGAACCAGGAACAGGUGUUGUCUCUGUUCGCCAACUUCACAUGGGGCGACGAGUUAUCGGCGGCGCAGGCGGCCGUGGUAGCUCACUGGCGAACACCCGAGCUCGGCUACUAUGGAUGCCUCGUUGUUUACUUCCUCUCUGUCUUCUUCCUGAGCAUGGUAUCGUGCACGCUGCCAGUGCCGGCCGGCAUAUUCGUGCCCGCCUUCAAGAUGGGCGCGGCAUUAGGCCGCUUGACGGGCGAGCUCAUGCACUACUUCUGCCCGCUAGGGGUCGCUUACGGCGGGCACAUACAGAAGAUCCUGCCUGGAGGAUACGCGACGGUCGGCGCGGCGGCGUUCACGGGCGCCGUCACUCACACUGUAUCCACCAUCGUCAUCGUCAGCGAGAUGACGGGGCAGGUCACGCACCUGCUGCCCAUCAUGGCGGCGGUUCUGUCAGCCAACGCGGUGGCGGCGCUGCUGCAGCCGUCCUGCUUCGACAGCAUCAUCCUCAUCAAGAAGCUGCCCUACCUGCCCGACCUGCUGUCCUCGGCCAGCCGCAUGUACGACAUCUGCGUGGAAGACUUCAUGGUGCGCGACGUGAAGUACAUCUGGAACCGCAUGACCUUCCAGCAGCUAAAGGACCUUCUCAAGGAGAACAAGACAAUCAAGAGCUUCCCCUUAGUGGACAGUCCAGCAUCAAUGGUACUCCUCGGCUCCAUCCACCGCUGGGAGCUGGUGAAGGUGAUCGAGCGGCAGGUGGGCCGCGAGCGCAGGCUGCAGGUCGCCGCGCUCUGGCUGCGGGAGGCCGAGCUCCGGAGGAGGGACGAGGAGGCUUCCAGGAGGGGCAGGAGACCUUCAAGGUUUGAGGUGACGCCGGCGCCCGACAUGCUGCAAGUGCCGGGUUCGGGCAUGACGCGCGGCUCGUCGCUCACCACGCAGGACCAGGGCGGACUUAUACCAGCGCCAGGCCAGCUGUUCCGUCCGAAGUCGAUCCUCAAGAAGACGAACUCCUUCACGUUAUCCCGCGGACUGGGCUCGCCUGCCGCUCUCACGCCCACCUCGCCUCAACCUUCGGUCUACACCACCGUCACCGGAGCGGAGACCAGGAUCCGCGCAGCCUUCGAGGCGAUCUUCAAGCGGUCGUCGAUGCUACAAGACGUGGAGGGCGGGCUCACGCCGCUCCCUCGCAGUCCCUCCAUCAACAAGAAAGUGCAGCUGCCUCGCGAGCGCGUGUGCGACAUGUCUCCGGAGGACCAGAAGGCGUGGCAGCAGCUGGAGAUGGCCAAGGAGGUGGACUUCGACAAAAUGCUCCAUCUGGCGCGCAAGAGAGACCUGCGCAUGGACGACUGCGAUUAUGAGGACGAGAGCCUGUACAUCUGCCACAUCGACCCUGCUCCAUUCCAGCUCGUCGAGCGCACCUCCUUGCUCAAGGUCCACUCUCUAUUUUCGACGCUGGGCGUGAGUCGCGCGUACGUGACAGCUAUUGGUCGACUCAUAGGUGUGGUUUCGCUGAAAGAGCUCCGCAAAGCAAUAGAAGACGUGAACUCGGGCGUGCUAACACUAGCCACCCGCCCAGAACCGCCCACCACGCCCGCCCCGGCCGUCAUCCGCGUGCCCGCCGCCCAGCCCGCACCGCCCACUGACUCCGAGACAGCCAAGCUUACUGUGGCAGGGGACAACUGAACAGGACAAUUGAACAGGAAGGACAUGAAUAGAAAGGACAUUUGAACAGUAAGGACAAUUGAACAGGAAGGACAUGAAUAGAGAGGACAUUUGAACAGGAAGAGCAUUUGAAUAGUGAGGACGAUUGAACAGGAAGGGCAUAUGAACAGUGAGGACAAUUGAACAAGAAGGCAUUUGAACAGAGAAGAGCGAUUGAUCAGUAAGGGAUUUAAACUUUUGCGUUCCAUUUCAACUAAAAUAGAGUAACACGGCUGCAAUGCUGCAGCCGAAAUGUCAAGCUGUGAGUACAUUAUGUAAUUCAUAUUAAAAUGUCGCGUUAAGGUCCAUGUUUCUCUAUUUUAGAUGAUCGGUAAGGACAUAUGAACAGUGAGGACGAUUGAACAGUAAAGGAGAUUGAAAAAUUAGAGGCAAUUAAUCAGUAUGGAACAAUUGAACAGUAAGGAGCACAUUAACAAUAAAUGACAAUAGAGGAGUAAUAGAUAAUUGAAAACAGGACAAAUGAACUGCGUGGUUACUCCGGAAAACGUUAUUCAAAUUUUAGAAUAUUGUCUUCCCACUGACAUAAAGUGAGAUGCUAGCUUGAGCGACGGUGACAGAUAGACACGAAACUACGUAAACAGCGUUUCGGAGCAGCCUUGCAGUAAAGGACAAACAAAACAAACAGUAAGGGUUAUAAUGAGCAGUAAGGAAUAAUUGAACAGUGAGGGGCUGAUUACAAGUAAAUGACAUUUAAACAAUAGCGACAUGAACUUUAUAGAAUACUGAUCAGUAAAACUAGCAAAUAUCUGAAGUAAUUCAAUAAUCAUAUGUCAAAGAACAAGAAAAAAAAAGAAUGACAUAUUUUCGGAAUCUUAGGACCUUCAGCUGACUAGAACUUUUACUUAUUUUAUUUUUUUGACGAAAAGCCAAAGUUAACUGAAUAAUUUAAAUAUUUUGAUCAAGAUUGCGUUUAGUUAUUUUAUUAAAUUGAUUAGUUGGCAGUGUAUCUUAUUUCAAAAACUUUAUGGAACGAAAUGCAUAAUAGAUUAGUGUCAUUGUACUGUCUUUGAAAUAAGUAAAUACAUCUUCACUUCAAGUAAGAUCCAUUGUCGACUAGGUAAUCAAAUUAGAAAAUAUUGACCAAAAGCAAGUGACAAACUUUGAUGACUUUCAGAAAUGAACUAUAGCAUAAUCAUGUCUAUAUUUUAUUUUUAAUCAUAGGUUUUAGAUUGUCUUUAAUAUGUAGUUUUUCGACCUUAUUUAUGGUGCUACCUAAGACACAUAAUGUCGCAAAUCGAACUGUAUUUUGACGUGGAAUCCUAUUUGAUGUAAGGACUAUUUCGGACUACUUCUAAAUCUGGUAAUUUUACGCUCAAAUUAUCAUAAGAGUGUUCAAUUAUACGAACUUAUAUUGUCUACGCUGGUACAAGACGUAUGUAUUCGUUCUUACAAAAACGGUUAUUGUUGUUAGAACGUUCUGAAUACAGUUUAGUCUGAAAUAGCCCUUUGUAUAUUUUAAUAUGUCGUACUUUAUAACAAAAUUUACACCUGUUUAUGCCAAUUAAGUGACAAAUUAAUAUUUACUGUUUAAAAUAGUUGACCCAAUGAAAAGUAUAACUUUCAAUAUCGCUAAAGUCAGAAGGAAUCGAGCAAUAAUACUUGAAGUACAUUGCUUGACGUAUAGUGCCUUAUUUUUGAUGUGUUUUAUGUCCUUAAGUAUUUAGUCAUUAUUUAAAUUAAUAAAUCAACGUGAUAGAUAAUAAUCAGAAAUAAUUAUUAUUUUUAUCAUGUUAUAUAAUUUUAUUGUAUGUAUUUUCGAUGGUUGAAUUAUAAUUUGACCAGAUUUUAAGGAUAUUUGUAGGUAUCCGUAUCGAAAAAUAACUUUUUGACGUCCUUAAAAUAAUAAAACUCCAAAGUAUACGUAGCGAAAUUACAACAUAAGGCUUGUGAUGUUUCAAACCAUUCCAAAAGUGUCUAGUUCGUAAGUUAGGUUAAGAUUUUCUAAUCUAGGUCACAAGUUAGCCUAUUUAGUCCAAUCCGCAGUUUUUAUCAGAAAUUUGUGCCAUUUGUGGCUCCAUAUUGAUGGAGUUUUUCUUUUUUUACAGCGAAGUGCCAUAUUUUUGGCAUGUUUUUUUCAUCCCUCCCCAAAGGUUGUAAACUAAACAUAUCUCGCGACUUUAUCCGUCCUUUUGUUGUAGCGGUGCAUAUUAUUUUCUGCGUAGUUUUUAGACGACAUAGAUUUAUUUUAUUCCAAUUUUGCCUCAGUACUUUUUGUAUGCACUUUUUUGACAGAAAUUUGGCCAUCUUUCAAAAUAUUUCGAUUAUUUUUAUUUUAUUUAAGCGUUUUUUAUGAUUUCUGCUUCCGAUUGGACUCGCUUCCUUUAAUCUGUGAUGUAAACUAUUUAUUAAUGUUAUGCAAAAGACAAGAGAGAGUUUAUUUCUGGUCAGUUUAUGUAUUAAAUUAUUAUUGUAGGUGAGAUGCGUUUGAUGGAGUUUUCGAGUUGACUUGUACACUUAUUCUAAGUUAUUUUUAUUAAAAACUACAAAACAUGCGCACAGUCAACUUGUAAAUUUCUUCAAAUGCAUAAAAGAGUAUGCGCUGCAUCUGACGUGAAUUAAAAAUAUAAUUGAUUGGAUUAUUUUAAUAAAAGAAAAAACCUAUCAUGUUGUUGUUUACGUAUGAUACAGCGCAUAACCUUAAAUCAUUGUAAAUGAGCAAAAUUACGUCAAUAUUGUUUCCCUGCACGCAAUAUUGCUGCCAUUUUGAAUGUCAAUAUAUUCCCGCAAUAUUGCCGGCAAUAUUGCUCGUGUACAAUGAAUAUAGUGUCUGGUACGCCUCGUUCCCGCUAGCCUAAGUGAUAACUAUUUAUUGUAUACUCUUCGCGAUUUGAAAUUUUGACGUUAGAUGCAUUUUGUUGUGAUCUGUUGCUUUAUGAAUAGUAAAGAAUGUGUUGUGUCGUUUAUUAUUGUUUUAUUUUAUUACUAAGAUUUAAGUAAAAACCCUGUCUGUUUCAAAGGAGGAUGAUUGUAAGUGCUCAUAUACAAGUAUGUAUAGGACCAACGUCAAAAUCUCAACAAAAAAAAAACACUUCUCCAUACUAUUUUUAUGGACUGCUGCCACAAAAUAGAUAGCAACAGAAAGCAAUCACCUGUAUGAGUACUUUAUUUUGCAUACGCACACAGGCGCGUGUCUCAUGCAGGUGGCAUUCGCACUGGUUUAGAUUGGUUUGCGAUUAUUGACGAUAUCGUGUCCGUGAGCGUUGUCUAUGUGUGCGUUGCCCGAGCACACUUUGUCUACUAUCUAUUUUGUGCUGUUGCUGUAACAAUUUAUAUGGGAAAGUAUUUGACUAUAUUUUCAUUACUUUGGGAAAACACGCCAUUUGAUCAAAUAAAAUACCUUAGAUACAAUUAAUAUAUUACUUUUAAUGUACUUCAUUUCACCACUUACAAUUUUAGCUUACAUGCUAUUGAUAAUACUUGACACUGCACUGGAUUUUCAACAGAUAUGUUUAAGUACAUUUUGUAUAAUUC